AUGGCAGCUACGGCGUCCCCACAGGCACAGUUCCCUUCUGGACUAGGUUGAGACAUGACGGAGAUCACUAAAGAGUUCCUGCAGGGUUUGCUGGCUGAGGAGCAUCCAGACGUCACCAUAACAGGGUUCGAUGGUGCUCCAGGCUCGAAACGAGGUGACAACUAUACGUCAAUGGUCUACAGGAUAUCAUUAACUGGCAUCAAAAAACACAUUGAACCCGAUGGCUCCAGUGAAAAGGAUGAACCGUGGGAAGGCUCCAUUAUCUACAAAUGUUUACCAGAAAGCCACGCUAGAAGGGACUAUUACAAAUCCGACGAACUGUUCUGCAACGAAGUUGCUUUUUAUAACAAAAUCUGGCCAGCGUUUUCGAAAUUCCAAUCUUUGUGGGAAAAAGUAAAAUAUCCAUUUAAAUCUUUACCAAAAUGCUACCUAGCAAGGAAUGAUUUGGUCGUGAUGAAAGAUUUGAAGCAAUAUGGGUUUGUGAUGCCGGAUAGAAGGCAGGGUUUGACCGUUGAGCAAUGUUAUUUUGUUUUGAAGCAUCUGUCACAUUUCCAUGCUUUGUCGCUGGCUAUGAAGUAUCAUAAUCCUGAAGGAUUUUACGAGCUGAUUAAUGAUAAGGAUGGUAUUUCUGAAGUAUUCUUCGUCCCAGAAAACGAUGCUUACUAUAAAGACUACUAUACACAAGCGAUAAAAAAUGCAAUAACAAUGGUUGAAGAGGAAUUGGCCAAUUCCGAAGAUAAAGACAAAUAUUUGGAAAAGUUCAAGCAGUUCUGUAGUGAAGAUACCUUCUUCCAGUCCAUGGUGGACUUGGUUACGCCACAAGAACCGCUGGCAGUGAUAUGUCAUGGAGAUUGUUGGACCAAUAAUUUCUUGUUUAGAUAUGUGGAUGGUGAUAUUGCUGAGAUGUACGUAGUGGACUUCCAACUGGUUCGCUAUGCGUCCCCUACCCUGGACUUGGCUUACGUAAUGUAUCUAUGUCUAGACAAGCAACAACGGGCCGACCAUCUGUCAUCACUAUUCGAGUAUUACGUUGACGAGCUUCACGCGAGAUUGAUCGAGAUGAGUGAUGAGGAUUCAGUGUUCCAUGGCAGUUUGAACAGAGAUGCCUUGUUCGAGAUGUUACAAGAUGAUUUCAAACGCAGUGGUCGGUUCGGGCUUGGCAUGGCGCUUGAUAUGUACCCCAUCAUGACCUGUGACAGCGACGAAGCACCUAAUGUUUAUGAAAGUGAGACGGCUUCCGGUAAUGGGGAAGCCUGUGUAAAACCUGUGUGGACAUCAAAUGCGACAUGCAGAAGGAAGAUGACCGAAUUAGUUCAGGAAAUUGUAGAUGCGGCUUUGAUAUAAUCCUAUAUCAUACACGUAUAAAGUUUGGGCUAAUAAUAAAAAGCCGUGUAGUACCUACCAUAAUAACAAUCUAGAAAUAAAACAAAAAUCAAGAAAGUUUCCAUUUCAUCCUGAAAAUAUGUAUAUCCCUAUACUAUUUCCUGAAAUAGCCAAUACCUGUAUUGACAGAGUUAAAGAAUCAUUGGAUUUCUUGUGUUUGAAUGGAAAUAAUUUGUUCAUUAGAAUAAUAACUAAGUAAAUUAAAGGUUUAUAAGUAGUUAAUUUUGUGGUGUUAGUAACAAAUGUAAAUAAUCUUUAGAUACUUAUAACAUUUAUUGUGUGUCGUUUAGUAGAUAAACAUACUUAUAAUAAAACAUUGGUGUUAAAACUUAUUUAAUAAUAUGAACAUUUUGUGACGUUCUUAUAAGUUUAUGGAAUAUAUUAUAUUACAUGAAAAUCAGA
Molecule: messenger RNA, 1785 nt
Organism: Plodia interpunctella (Indianmeal moth)
Lineage: Eukaryota; Metazoa; Arthropoda; Insecta; Lepidoptera; Pyralidae
Exons: 6
Coding region: 55-1344 (429 amino acids)
Source: RefSeq, a predicted model, not a curated record